GCCGCUGCCCCGCGCGCGCCGCCGCCCGCUCCCGACGGGACCCCCCCGGCCGCCGGCCGCGCCGCCGCCAUGUCGUUUCGGAAGGUGGUUCGGCAGAGCAAGUUCCGGCACGUGUUCGGGCAGGCGCUGCGCACCGAGCAGUGCUACGACGACAUCCGCGUGUCCCGCGUCACCUGGGACAGCACCUUCUGCGCCAUCAACCCCGCCUUCCUCGCCGUCAUCGUGGAGGCCAGCGGAGGGGGGGCUUUCCUCGUCCUCCCCCUGCACAAGACUGGGCGCAUCGACAAGUCGUACCCCACGGUGUGUGGGCACACGGGCCCCGUCCUGGACAUCGACUGGUGCCCCCACAACGACCACGUCAUCGCCAGCGGCUCCGAGGACUGCAGCGUCAUGGUGUGGCAGAUCCCCGAGCAGGGGCUGAGCCAGCCGCUGACGGAGCCGGUGGUCGUGCUGGAGGGACACUCCAAACGCGUGGGCAUCGUCUCGUGGCACCCCACCGCCCGCAACGUCCUGCUCAGCGCGGGGUGUGACAACGUGGUGCUGAUCUGGAACGUGGGCACGGCGGAGGAGCUGUACCGGCUGGACGGGCUGCACCCCGACCUCAUCUACAGCGUCAGCUGGAGCCGCGACGGGGCCCUGUUCUGCACCGCCUGCAAGGACAAGAGCGUGCGGGUCAUCGACCCCCGCCGUGGCACCGUGGUGGCUGAGAAGGAGCGGGCACAUGAGGGGGCCAGGCCCAUGAGAGCCAUCUUCCUGGCCGACGGCAAGAUCUUCACCACCGGCUUCAGCCGCAUGAGCGAGAGGCAGCUGGCACUGUGGGACACGGACAACCUGGAGGAGCCCAUGGGGCUGCAGGAGCUGGACUCCAGCAACGGGGCUCUGCUCCCCUUCUACGACCCCGACACCAACGUGGUCUAUGUCUGUGGCAAGGGAGACUCAAGCAUCAGGUACUUUGAGAUCACGGAGGAGCCGCCCUACAUCCAUUUCCUCAACACCUUCACCAGCAAAGAGCCCCAGCGGGGCAUGGGCUGGAUGCCCAAGCGUGGGCUGGAUGUCAGCAAGUGUGAGAUUGCCAGGUUUUACAAGCUGCACGAGCGCAAGUGUGAGCCCAUCAUCAUGACAGUGCCAAGGAAGUCGGACCUGUUCCAGGACGACCUGUACCCCGACACGGCGGGGCCCGAGGCGGCGCUGGAGGCGGAGGAGUGGGUGGCGGGGCGCACGGCGGGGCCGGUGCUGCUCUCGCUGCGCACCGCCUACGUGCCCCCCAAGCAGCGGGAGCUGCGCCUCAACCGCCGCAGCCUCCUGCACGACGGGCGCGCCCCCUCCGCCGCCGCCGCCGCCCCCUCACCCGCCCCAGCCGCCGCCGCAGCCCCCAGCACGCCGCCCAGCACGCCGCCCCCGACCCGCCUCAGCGCUCCCCCGGCCCUGGGAACCGGCACCGCGGGGCACACGGGGGCGGGGCGCCUGGACGAGGUGCUGCAGGAGGUGUCGGCGCUGCGGGCGCUGGUGGCCGAGCAGGGGCUGCGCAUCACCCGCCUGGAGGAGCAGCUCAGCCGCCUGGAGAACGGGCACGUCUAGGGACACACCCCUCCUGUAACUCCCACCGGGACCAUCCCCCCACUUCCCCCGGGGUCUGUCCUUUUCCCCCCUCUCUGGUGGGUCUUUCCCCCUUUCAGAGGGCUGGCGGCUCCUCUGGCAGCUCCCCCCGUGCCCCCCCAUUGCCUUACUGGGUGCUGCCUCCCCCAGCUGGGGACCAUCUCACUCUGUAAAUCGUGGACCAUCCCCUUCCUAAACUGUGGGCCAUGUCUCCCCCAAAUUAUGGACCAUCUCCUCCAAAUCACGGGUUCUCCCCCCCCAAAUCAUGGACUAUGCCCCCCCCCAAAAUCACAGGCCAAAGUUUCUUCCCCCCCCCCCCAAGUCAUGGACCAUCCUCACCCCAAAUCAUGAACUAUGUACUCCCUCAAGUCAUGGAACUUCCCCUCCCCCAAAUAAUGGACCAUCUCACCCCACAAAUCGCGGGCCAUCUACCCCCCAAAUAAUGGACUGUCACCCCCAAAUGACAGACUAUGUACCCCCUAAAUCACAGGUCAAGGUCCCCCCCCAGUCAUGGACCAUCUGCCCCCAAAUCAUGGACCAAUGGCCCCCCAAAUCAUGGACCAUUCCCCCCCAAAUCAUGGACCAAUUGCCCCCAAAAUCAUGGGCCAGUUACCCCCCCAAAUCAUAGACCACUCUCCCUCUUGCCCCAUCCUCAGGCCAGGGCCUACUCCCAGGAUCAAACACUACCCCCUGCACCCCCCUUCCCUGGGUGGGGUGGAGGCUUUCCCCCCCUUUUGUGUUGGGCAGGGCAUGAUCUGCCCCCUCUAAGCUGUGGAAUAUUGUCCCCCCUAUAUUUUGGGGGCUUCCUCCCCCUUCCCAUUGCCCCCCCCCCCCCAUACAGUGCAGGGUCAGAAACUAUAUUUUCAUUCCAAAUA
Molecule: messenger RNA, 2471 nt
Organism: Colius striatus (speckled mousebird)
Lineage: Eukaryota; Metazoa; Chordata; Aves; Coliiformes; Coliidae
Gene: CORO1B
Product: coronin 1B
Exons: 11
Coding region: 70-1578 (502 amino acids)
Biological process (GO): actin filament organization; cell migration
Molecular function (GO): actin filament binding
Source: RefSeq, a predicted model, not a curated record